Messenger RNA from Vigna umbellata (rice bean), 865 nucleotides. RefSeq lists its product as uncharacterized. The record is from RefSeq and is a predicted model, not a curated record. NCBI's taxonomy places the organism in Eukaryota, Viridiplantae, Streptophyta, Magnoliopsida, Fabales, Fabaceae.
AUGGGUUCCUGCAGAUUAUUGGGCAUCAUGGCUAUGUUUCUUUUUCUGCUGUUUCCCUUGGCAGCCAAAGGGGACAAUAAUAUUACUGAUUCUUUCCUUGAUAAGGUUUGUGAAGAAGUGGAAUGUGGGAAAGGAAGCUGCGUUGUGAACACAAGUUACCCAUUAAACUUCAUUUGUGAAUGCGAAUCUGGCUGGACGAGAACUCAAGAUGAAGAUGAUGAUAAAUUUGCCACUAGCUUUCUUCCAUGUGUCAUUCCCCAAUGUAGCUUGAACUAUGGUUGUCAACCAGCACCACCACCAGUUCCAGAGAAGAGUUUUCCACACAACUUAUCAGCUUUCGAUCCUUGCUAUUGGGCGUACUGUGGGGAAGGAAAAUGCGUCCAGAACAGGACACAUACACACGCAUGUGAAUGCAGCCCCAAUUACUUCAAUCUUCUCAACAUCUCUGUUUUUCCUUGUUACAGUGAAUGUACUCUUGGAUCUGAUUGUUCGAAGCUUGGAAUAAAAGUUGCAGAUUCAACUGGCAAUGAAGAUAGCUCAGGUUCAUUGUUCAAAGGAAGGUUGGAUUGGAUGAUUAUGUUGUUGAUGUCGACGGGUAUGGUGAUGUUGAGCUAAGACCCAAAUGAUACAGAAAAUUAUUUUGGCCCAUAAUUGAUUUCAUUGUUCUUCAUCACUCAUUGGGUGGUGAUGACUAUUGUUGCUAUACUGUAUGAUAUACUGUAUCCACAUACAUACGUAGACAGCAUGUACAUUUGUCUUUUUGUACAAUAAAGGGAGUGAAAAUAUUUGAACUUUAGAGCUUCUGUAAACUACUUAAACUUCAUUGUCUGUGGAUUUUAUGUAGUUAAUACUAUUUCUGCAGUGU